AUGCUUUUCUUAGUGGUGUUAGUUGUAUGUAACGUGAACGGUUAUCAUUUGUUGGGUCGACAGAUUUUAUGGUCAAAUUGGGAAAAUGAUGAAUUUGGAGGCUACAGAAAACAAAUUGGUAUUACAGGAAGAGUGUUUGUAACGAUGUUUGGAUUUCCUGCGAAAUGUGAAAAACAAGGAGAGUCGCACGCCUGUACUCUAUCUUUAGCAUGUUGGUUGGUAGGUGGAUCGAGUCAAACAGGAUGUGGUGGUAAUCCUUGGUUGGUAGCCUGCUGCGUUACCAGAAACAAAUACGUACCGUCCGUUAUUCCAUAUGAAGACUACGAUGAUUUACAAGACAGUUUCGAAUUCCAAAAAAAUUCUGGAUAUUUGAUACAAAAAAGAAUAGACGAUUUUCCACUACCGGAAUCGGAAUACGAUGAUUGCGGUUUAUCGGGAGAUCGUAUAUUGAAAAAACGAAUAAUUGGAGGACGCGAAGCUAAUUUUGGACAAUUUCCUUGGCAGGCGUAUAUAAAAAUCGGUACUUUUCAAUGUGGAGGAGUUCUAGUAUCAAGAAAAUUUGUUGCAACUGCCGCACAUUGUAUAUUGAGUGUGAAUGUUGAAAAUAUUUGGAUAUAUUUAGGGGAUCUUGAUAUCCAAGAUACUGGAAUCGUUGAAGAACCGGCCCCAGCUGAUUUACAUAAGGUUCGUAAAAAAGUUAUACAUCCGAAAUUUCGAUAUCGUGCUACGCAGCCCGAUAGAUACGAUUUGGCCCUCCUGGAAUUGGCGAUCGAAGCCAGUAACUAUUUUCAUAUUUCUCCUAUUUGUCUGCCGAGUAAAGAGAUUGAAUUAACAGGAAGGGAAGCAGUGGUUGCCGGUUGGGGAAAAAUUAAGAGAACUAAUGAUUUAAUUGGCACUAAUGUUCUGAGAAGUGCUUCGGUUCCUAUUUUAGAUUUAAACCAAUGCGUUCGUUGGCACGAAAUGAAUAGAAUUUUCGUCGACCUUCACGAGGAAAUGUUAUGUGCAGGUCACGAAAACGGGAAACAGGACGCCUGUCUAGGGGAUUCUGGGGGUCCUUUGAUAGUUCUCGAACGUGGGCGUUGGACUUUGGUAGGAAUUAUAAGUGCAGGUUUUGGAUGCGGUGUACCUCGUCAACCUGGAAUCUAUCAUAAAAUUCCAGUAACGACGGAUUGGAUUAGAAACGUUAUAGCCCAAUAA
Molecule: messenger RNA, 1197 nt
Organism: Diorhabda carinulata
Lineage: Eukaryota; Metazoa; Arthropoda; Insecta; Coleoptera; Chrysomelidae
Product: serine protease 27
Exons: 6
Coding region: 1-1197 (398 amino acids)
Biological process (GO): proteolysis
Molecular function (GO): serine-type endopeptidase activity
Source: RefSeq, a predicted model, not a curated record